ACGGGACCGUGUUUUCCGUCAUGCGUCCCGGAGCCGAGGCGUUCUAUUGCCGGCGUUUCGAGGCGAAUAUCUUCGACGGCGCUCGUUGUCUGAAUUGCCUUCGACCGCGCAGUUUACACGCGGAAGCAAAACUGCAGCUGGAAGCUGAUAGGCUGUCCCCAGUGAGCGGGUAUUGUGAUGUCAGCGGUGAUGCGUUCUGCUUGGAGGACUCUGAUUCGUCGCUGUGCAUCCUGACUCCGGACUGUGAGCUUUACCUGUGUUCCUCUGAUCAGGAGAGUUCUCAGAGUUUUGGGGAGCAGUGUGUCUACUCCGAGCUCGGGACAGGACAAGCCAGCCCCCCCAACCUCUCCCCGGAGCCCCCCCAGGACCCUGCCUCUAUGACGAGGCUGGCCCCCCCCUGCAGAGCCGGCGCGGCCCCUCCCAGUGCGGUCAGACCCGGGGGCUGGCUCGAGGAGGGGCGCAGCGGACACUCCCAACCUCUUCACUCAAAAAGACCUCGACAGGAGAUUGGAUACUUCUCAUCAGAGGGGCGGAGUCCGGACCCAGCAAGCCCCGCCCCCUCCCGGAACGCCGAGCCCUCAAACCCCGCCCCCAGGCGGAGUCUCUACCGCACCUCCCCAGAACCCAAACCUCACUUCCCGUUCCGGAACCCGGAUUUGGGCAUCCUGACGUCGUCGCCCCGGCGGAACCCUGUGGCGGAAAGCCCCUCCCCUCCCAGGAACCAGGAUUCCAAAAGCCCCGCCCCCCGCUGGAAGUCUGAGAAAGAAAGUUCCGCCCCUCUCAGGAGCUUUGAGAGGGAAAGCCACUCUUCUGGGCGGAACUUUGAGAAAGAAAGCCACUCCCCUCGCCGGAACUUUGAGAAAGAAAGCCACUCCCCUAGGCAGAACUUUCAGAAGCAAAGCUCCGCCCCUCUUAGGAACUGUGAGAGGGAAAGCCACUCCCCUAGACAGAACUUUGAGAAGCAAAACUCCGCCCCUCUUAGGAGCUUUGAGAAAGAAAGUCACUCCCCUAGGCAGAACUUUGAGAAAGAAAGCCACACCCCUAGACAGAGCUUUCAGAAGCAAAGCUCCACCCCUCUCAGGAGUUUUGAGAAAGAAAGCCACACCCCUAGACAGAGCUUUCAGAAGCAAAGCUCCACCCCUCUCAGGAGUUUUGAGAAAGAAAGCCACACCCCUAGACAGAGCUUUCAGAAGCAAAGCUCCACCCCUCUCAGGAGUUUUGAGAAAGAAAGCCCCUCCCCUCGCCGGAACUUUGAGAAAGAAAGCCACUCCCCUAGGCAGAACUUUCAGAAGCAAAGCUCCACCCCUCUCAGGAGUUUUGAGAAAGAAAGCCACACCCCUAGACAGAGCUUUGAGAAAGAAAGCCACUCCCUGAGGCAGAAUUUUCAGAAGGAAAGCUCCACCUCUUUAAGGAACUUUCAGAAGCAAAGCUCCACCCCUCUAAGGAGCUUUGAGAAAGAAAGCCCCUCCCCUCGACGGAACUUUGAGAAAGAAAGCCACUCCCUUUGGCAGAACUUUCAGAAGCAAAGCUCCACCCCUCUCAGGAGCUUUGAGAAAGAAAGCCACUCCCCUCGCCGGAGCUUUGAGCCCGGCAGCUCCUCCCCUCACAAGCAGCAUUCCGAUUCCAAACCCUCCUUCAAAACAGAACUCAACAGCCUUGCUAAAAACCUCCGUCCCACAAGCCCCGCCCUCUCUCCUCCCUCCUCCUCCUCCUACAGACUCAGCAGGACCUCGACAGACUCCUCCAGCCCCGCCCCCAGACGAAGCCCCUCUCCUGGGCGUGGCCUGUCCCAGGCAGACCCGAGACAGGGCAGGAGCCAUGACCCUCACAGCUCUCCAACGAGGAGGUUAGAAGCCACUCGGAGCCCCUCCCCUGGGCGUGGCCUGUCGUCCCGGAGCCCCUCCCCUCAGAGGGGCGUGGCAGGCAGGCUGAGUUCCUCUCAGAGCUCCCUGGAGAGUGAAGGAAGCUUGCUGUCUGCCGGAGGCUCGGGGCUGGUCAGGAGAGAGUACUGCCUGCUGGCAGACCUGCCCAAGCCCAGGAGGAUCGGCCACAGGGAGGCGCUAGAGAGGGAGCGGAGAGAGAGGGGACACGGGGACCGCACCAGGAGCCCAGGCAGGGAGGAGGUGCAGAGGCUGUUUGGGAAAUCCCAGAUGUCGGAAACGUUCCACUCCCUGGAUUCGGGAGCGCCGGUAUUCCGGAGGGAGGGGGGUCUGUCCCGGACCCUCUCCUCGUCCUCCCUCCUCUCUCAGGGGUCCCGCAGCCCCCCCAGAGAGGAGCGAGCCUACUGGAGGAGCAGUCUGAGACCAGCACAGACCAGUCAGGCUGAGGACCGGCGUGUUGCGGAUCAGGGUUCGAGAAGCAGGUCCAGUUCUCUUCAAUACAGCAGGGAGGCAGAGCGGCCGGAGAGCUCUGAUGAAAGUUAUACCUCCAUCCACCAGAGGGCACCGGUUGAAAACACCAACGCCAAGGCAGACAAGCCUGAUCUCCUCAACUUCAAGAAAGGAUGGAUGUCAAAGUUGGACGAGAAAGGAGAGUGGAAGAGGCACUGGUUUGUUUUGACGGACGCUGGUCUGAGAUACUACAGGGACUCCAACGCUGAAGAGGUGGAUGAUGUUGAUGGUGAGAUUAAUCUCUUAUCCUGUCUCGAUGUCUCAGAGUUUCAGGUACAGAAGAACUACGGCUUCCAAAUACAGACUAUGGAAGCAGUACACACUCUGUCUGCAAUGACUUCAGGAAUUCGACGAAAUUGGAUUGAGGUUUUGCGAAAAAGUAUUCGACCGACGUCAGUCCCUGAUGUUACCAAGCUCUCUGACGACAAAGAGAACUCCUUCACCCAGCGGGACCCUCAGACAGGAAGGAGGGGCCGGCCGGAGCAGGAAGUGAGGUCAGAGGCCGCCCCCCCGCAGCGCUUCGACUACGUGGAACUGGCGCCCCUGGCCACGCCCCCGAGCCCCGUGUCACAGAAGGGGGAGGAGCUGGAGAACUUGCAGGCUCAGAGAUACGGGGAGAGAACUCUGUGGUUUGAGACGAACGUCUCCAAGGCAACCGGGAGAGGGGCCGGGCCACAGUGGCCGGGGGGAGUGGCCUCCAGGAAGGCCGGCGUUCUAGAAGGGGGCGGGGUUCCGGAAGCCCCUCCCACGGCUGAUCCUGAGCAGAGGAGGAGGCUGGAGGCGGAGAUCGAGAAGAGGUGGGAGGAGUUUGAGAAGCUGCCACUCAGGGAGAGCCGGCAGGUUCCCGCGGUAACCAGGAGGGGUCACCGCGGCGACGAGGCGCUGGAGAAAGAGUGUCAGUCUCUCAGGCAGCAGGUGGAGAGAUUGAAGAGGCAGCUGGAGGGUCAGAGGUCAAACAGCACCCCCCCACCACAGGGGUACAUCUCCCAGGCUCAAUGUGAACACAGUCUGUCUACGAUGGAAGCAGCUCACUCCCAAGCGAUGAAGGAAUUUCAGCGCUACCACCAGAGGGAGCUGGAGAGGCUGGGGGAGGAGAGAGAGAGGCUCCUGGCAGAAGAGGCCGCGGCCACUGCAGCUGCAAUGCAAGCUCUUAAAAAUGCCCACAGAGAGGAACUGGCCAGAGAGACAGAGAGGGUCAAGCGACUGACCGCUGGAGGCAAUUCAUUAGAUCAUCAAUCCCUACGGACACAGCACCAGUCUGAGAUGGGGUCUCUGAGGAGGGAGCUGGAGGGUUUGUCGGAGAGAUAUUCCCACAAGUGCGUCGAAUUGAACAGCCUGCUUCAGAGAGGAGAGGAGAGAGAGAGAGAAGCGAGCCAGCAGAGGAGAGUGAUAGAGGAACUGAGGAGAGAGAACGAGGAUCUGCAAACUCGUCUCUCUAAUGAGAUUAGUCGGUUGCGAGCCUUUAUCACAGGUCAGGGGUCAGACGAGGGGAGCGGUUCCCAUAGCAACCAGGAACGGAACUCCUGCGAGCUAGAGGUGCUGUUGAGGGUGAAGGAGAGUGAGGUUCAGUCUCUCCAGAAGGAGAUGUCGUGUCUCAGAGAGGAGGUGCAGACCCUGCACCAGGAGAAGCGGUUCUCCUCGGAGCGGUACCACGAGGUUUACGCUGAGCUGAGCAGCAUGAAGACGCGGAGCGAGAGGGAGAUCAGCCAGCUGAGAGAACACCUGAGACUAACCCUGGCAGCCCUGAGAGAGGAGGGGGGAGUGCGGAACAGCCUGGGGGACUGAGAGAGGAGGGGUCCUGUUAACACUUUGCAGACGGUCCCUGGACAGUCCCAGCCCUGCUGAGCUGCAGAGGAAAACAAAUCUAGACGGUGCCUUAAAACCACCUGACCUUGGAUUCAGCCAAUCAGUGGACUGAGAGACUCCCUGAAAGUCAAACCUUACUGUACGAACACUGGCUUGCUGUCCUGAGCUCUGCACUUACUUUGAUUUUUUUUUCAACUUUUUUUAAUUUAAUUUUUAAAGCAUUUCUUUAAGACUUUUUUAUUUUCCUAACCCCACAAAUUUUUUUUAAGGGGUCGGAAUAUUUUUAAACCACUUUACAAAAAUGUAAAAAAAAAAUAAAAGUAGGGGACCGUGGAUAUUUUCACAUUCCCUACCAAAAACGUUAAAUGUAUUAUUAUUAUUAUUAUUAUUAUUAUUAUUAUUAUUAUUAUUUGUAUUGUUAUUUUUCUGGGGUUUUUUAAAAAUGUUUUUAUGUUUAAAAGUGGAACCUCAGGACUAAAGUUUAUUCUAUUGAAAGAAAAAAGUUUCCCUCCCUCCCAGUCCCUCCUCAGCUCCGCUAGAGCCACGCUGCUUCCCUCCCAGUCCCUCCUCAGCUCCGCUAGAGCCACGCUGCUUCCCUCCCAGUCCCUCCUCAGCUCCGCUAGAGCCACACUGCUUCCCUCCCAGUCCCUCCUCAGCUCCGCUAGAGCCACGCCGCUUCCCUCCCAGUCCCUCCUCAGCUCCGCUAGAGCCACACUGCUUCCCUCCCAGUCCCUCCUCAGCUCCGCUAGAGCCACGCUGCUUCCCUCCCAGUCCCUCCUCAGCUCCGCUAGAGCCACGCUGCUUCCCUCCCAGUCCCUCCUCAGCUCCGCUAGAGCCACACUGCUUCCCUCCCAGUCCCUCCUCAGCUCCGCUAGAGCCACGCCGCUUCCCUCCCAGUCCCUCCUCAGCUCCGCUAGAGCCACGCUGCUUCCCUCCCAGUCCCUCCUCAGCUCCGCUAGAGCCACGCUGCUUCCCUCCCAGUCCCUCCCAGUCCCUCCUCAGCCCCGCUAGAGCCACGCUGCUUCCCUCCCAGUCCCUCCUCAGCUCCGCUAGAGCCACACUGCUUCCCUUCCUCUAGAAAUCUUUUUAUUUUGAAUAUAUAUAAAGCUAUAUUGAUGAAUGUAAUUCUAUUUUCUUGAACUAUUGUAAUUAUUAUUAUUAAUAUUAUGAGCCAGUAUUUUUUGGGGGGAGGUUAAAUAAGGAGGGUGAAACUAGAAUCAAUUUUUAUUUUUCUUUGUUUGA
Molecule: messenger RNA, 5438 nt
Organism: Acipenser ruthenus (sterlet)
Lineage: Eukaryota; Metazoa; Chordata; Actinopteri; Acipenseriformes; Acipenseridae
Product: TRIO and F-actin-binding protein-like
Exons: 20
Coding region: 21-4175 (1384 amino acids)
Biological process (GO): positive regulation of substrate adhesion-dependent cell spreading; actin filament organization
Cellular component (GO): actin cytoskeleton
Molecular function (GO): actin filament binding
Source: RefSeq, a predicted model, not a curated record